UCAAGUUUUAAAAGCUGGAAUCUUUGAUGGUUUGAACAAAUUACGCGAUAUUGACUUAUCCAGAAAUAGAAUUCAUACAAUACAGAUGGGAGUCUUUCAUAAUGGAUUAAAGAAAAUAAAAAAAGUCUCCUUGCAUCACAACAAUUUGAGUGAGUUUGACCUAGUUUGGCCCCUGGGCAUGACACAUAUUUUCUGUUUAUUUGAUGCAAGUUACAACAAAAUUACAAACCUUACCAACAAAUCUAACUUCACAAUGGAUCCGAGCAAAAGGUAUGGACCCGGUGUAAUAUAUUUGCACAACAACAACCUGAGGAUUUUGGACACACAAAUGUUAGAUGCAAUAGGAAAUCCCUUAAAAUCAUUGGUGGGCAAUUUCUUGUAUUGGGAAAUUACCUGGAAAGGUAAUCCAUGGCAUUGUGAUUGCCGAAUACAUCUAGUAGCAGCUUUGCUUUCGGUUUCGGCUAUAAGAACAUGGAUGGGUGCCCUUGAUGGUGCAUCUACUGAUUUUAACUGCAACACUCCGCCCAAUUUAAAGGGUCAGCCCGGUUUUCUACAUCAAAAUUUAUCUGAUUUUGUGUGCAACAUCACCGAUUCCUGUCCUUCCGGAUGUUUAUGUCAUGAUCAACCAGAAGCUGAUAGAAUGGUCAUUAAUUGUCAGAAUGCUGGACUCACAGAAAUGCCAAAACGUUUACCAUUCCAUGAGAAUUUAUUUCUGAACUUUCAGAACAAUUCCAUUGGCAUUUUACCAGAACUUCCUUAUUUGGGCAGAAUUGUUCACCUGGACAUUUCAGAUAACAAUUUAACAAAUAUUUCAUCAGCGUUUCUUGGUUCUGCUGAUAAAUUGAAGUAUGUGAAUCUUGCAAACAACAGGCUGAAAUAUCUUCCAAAAACUAUUCAGAACUUACUAUCAACAGAGAUUGAUCUUUCUAAUAACAUGUUAAUUUCUUCUUGUGAUAGUUUGUGGUUAAAUGAUUGGUUUGAAUCAAAACCUAACAUUAAAAACAGAUGUAAUAUAACUUGUUCUACAGUUAAUGGCGAUCAGAGAAUAACUAUUGAUAAUUUACAACCAGAUGAAUUUAACUGUCGAGUUCCUAACUCUUUAACUAUAAGUAUUGUGUUGGGUAUAUUUGGUUUUCUGGCCAUUCUAUUACUUAUUGGCAUUAUUUACUUCCGGUUCGAAAUAAUGGCGUCAUAUCAUAUUUACAUUUUACCCAAGAUGAAACGGAAAUGGACGCAGGAAAUUCACGAGAACGAGCCGAAACAACAUGAUAUAUUUGUUCUGGUAAAUGAUGAACAUGCUCCAGGUAGAUUGUGGGUUAUACACAAUCUUAUUGUUUUGUGA
Molecule: messenger RNA, 1342 nt
Organism: Patella vulgata (common limpet)
Lineage: Eukaryota; Metazoa; Mollusca; Gastropoda; Patellidae
Product: slit homolog 1 protein
Exons: 2
Coding region: 86-1342 (418 amino acids)
Biological process (GO): toll-like receptor signaling pathway; immune response
Cellular component (GO): membrane
Molecular function (GO): transmembrane signaling receptor activity; protein binding
Source: RefSeq, a predicted model, not a curated record